AUGCUUACAUGCAAUCCGGAAACAUUCCACAAGGUAGAGGCUACAAUAGCCAUUUUACGUGAUCUUAUUAUCUUCUUCUUAUUCUCACUUUACUUAAAAGAAUUUUCAAACUUUUCGAAGAGCCUUGCCCAGGAUGGAGCCUCUCCAGAAAAAAUUACUCUUUAUCUGUAUCACGCCGCUCAUCGUUUCUCUCAUUAUUCGUCCAUAAGUAUUGGAAUUUACACUUAUGGAUUUAUCCACCAAAUCAUGACAAGAGAAGUGAUUUGGCUACAACUUAAUUUAAUCAUAUACCUAAUAGAAAUACUCAUAACUGAAAUUGUUCCAAUUGGUUCUAUUGGCAUUACAAGACUCACAGGAUCAAUGCAGAAAACUGCAAAGAGUGAGGAUGUAGCACAGUUCCUUGCUAUUAGUUAA
Messenger RNA from Trichomonas vaginalis G3, 414 nucleotides. RefSeq lists its product as uncharacterized. Bases 1 to 414 code for a protein of 137 amino acids. NCBI's taxonomy places the organism in Eukaryota, Parabasalia, Trichomonadida, Trichomonadidae. The record is from RefSeq and is a predicted model, not a curated record. The transcript has a single exon.